Molecule: messenger RNA, 1536 nt
Organism: Pleurotus ostreatus (oyster mushroom)
Lineage: Eukaryota; Fungi; Basidiomycota; Agaricomycetes; Agaricales; Pleurotaceae
Exons: 11
Coding region: 1-1536 (511 amino acids)
Molecular function (GO): oxidoreductase activity, acting on paired donors, with incorporation or reduction of molecular oxygen; monooxygenase activity; iron ion binding
Source: RefSeq, a predicted model, not a curated record
AUGAUCCCCCAACCAUACGACGCGAUUCGUGUAGCGUUAGGCGACCCGAUUAUUUUAAUUUUGCUCGGUGCUUUCGUAGUUCUAUGGUCUACCAGAUCUUCCGGCUACAAGUACAAGAGAAUCCCAGGGCCAAAGGGACUACCAUUAAUUGGCAAUCUCCUUCAAUGGCCCACCACCAGGCCAUGGCUGGUCCUAGAUAAAUGGCACAAAGAAUACCAGUCCGACAUCAUCUCAGUCAACCUCGCUGGGCUACAAAUCGUCGUUUUGGGAUCGAUGAAGCGGGCAUCCGACCUUCACGAGAAGCGAUCAGCUGUCUAUGCAAACCGACCGCACAUGACUGCAUUGGUAGAAAUCAUGAACUUCGAGGACUGUCUCUUCGCAUUUCACCAAUAUGGUCCCCAAUGGAGGCAACACCGGAAGCUAUUCAACGACCACUUCCAAGCCCAUGCCAUCCCGAGAUACCAUCCAUCCAUGGUUCGUGAAGCCCACAUCUUAGCACAGCAAAUACUCCGUGCUCCUGAGAAAAUCUUGCAGCACCUUCGGCACGUGUAUCCAGCUAUACUCAUGGACGUCACGUAUGGAAUCCGGUUGGCACCAGAUGACAACUAUUUCGUUUCUUUGGCGGAGGAGGCGAUGUCUGGCCUCAGCGUAUCUACUAUCAAUGGGACCACAUACCUUGACAUAUUCCCUUUCAUGAAGUACAUCCCGGGGUGGGUACCUGGCGCCGGGUUUAAACGAGCCGCGGAGCAUGCGCGGAACGUGAAUAUAGCUGCUGCUAUAGAACCAUGGGCGAUGGCGAAAAAAAUGUUGGCACCCGAUUCAGUCCUCGCUAAACUCUUGGAUACAACGAACAACGAUGAUGUACUCUCACGGAACACCGCUUCUGCUGCGUACCUAGCCGGCUCCGAUACAACUGUCUCCACGGCUCAUACUCUUGUCCUCGCCCUGGCUAUGCACCCAGAGGUGCAGAGAAAAGCCCAAAAGGAGUUGGACGAAGUGGUCGGAGUCAAUCGCUUACCAACGUUCGAGGACCGCAACCAACUGCCGUAUAUCAACGCGAUAUUCAAAGAGGCAUCAAGGUGGCAGACUGUGACCCCCCUUGGGAAUUCGCGCAGAAGUCUCGUAGACGAUGUGUAUGAAGGUUAUUUUAUCCCGAAGGGAACAAUUGUGUCAAUUAAUAUGUGGUCAAUCCACCACGACCCAGAAAACUAUCCCAACCCGUUUGCCUUCGACCCUGAUCGUUUCAUGAAGGACGGGAAGCUCAACCCAGAUGUUCUUGAUCCAACCAGUGUAGCUUUUGGGCUUGGUAGGAGGGUAUGCCCCGGUAGAUUCUUCAGCAACGACGCUCUCUAUAUAACCUUCGCAACUUUGCUGUCCCUUUUCAAUUUCGCUCCUCCUCUUGACGCCGAUGGAAAGCCUAUCGCUUUGAAGGCAGAGAUGAUGACGGGCUUAAUUUCACAAUGCACGCCCUAUAAGUGCAGAGUCACCCCUCGAUCAGCCAAUGUUGCCAAGCUGCUCUCUGAUUUGGACGUGUAG